This is a messenger RNA of Peromyscus maniculatus bairdii (prairie deer mouse), 436 nucleotides long. The record is from RefSeq and is a predicted model, not a curated record. NCBI's taxonomy places the organism in Eukaryota, Metazoa, Chordata, Mammalia, Rodentia, Cricetidae.
CUGUUAAGAAUAAUGUGCCUGGGCUUAGGAUCGGGGUCUGGUGAAGGGGCUGUCUGUAGGCGCCAUGUCAGGCCGCGAAGGUGGCAAAAAGAAGCCCCUGAAACAGCCCAAGAAGCAGGCUGAGGAGAUGGACGAGGAAGACGAGGCUUUCAAGCAGAAACAGAAAGAGGAGCAGAAGAAACUUGAGGAGCUAAAAGCCAAGGCCGUGGGCAAGGGACACUUGGCCACAGGUGGAAUUAAGAAAUCUGGCAAAAAGUAAGCUGUUCCUCAUAUCUGAGAUGAUGGUGAGCCUCUUCCCUUCCUAUUUAAACAUCUGGAUUCCCUGCCAUAAAAUCUUUACCACCUACAGCUAGAAUGAAGUGUUAUCCUGGAGCCUGCUGUACAUUGUAAUAAACUUUUGUAAAAAAAAAAAAAAAAAUUAUAAUAAUAAAUAAUA